AUGAAAGUCCCUAUCCUCGCGGCCGUGGGUGACGAGUCUCCACUCCCAUUUCUUGUCAGCCUAUUUGACCCUAAGACGAGCGUCAAGCUGCCGCCGUUGGACCUCGGGAGAAGCCCGCGGGAUACGGUCACCGAGAUACUGCACGCCUCCACCAGCAAGGAGCACGGCGUUGUGUUCCGGUUUGCAAUUGAGGUUGGUGUAAAGAAGAGGCAGAGAGAGGAGUUUGAAUGGCGAAAGAUGGAAGGAGACAAGGAGUACAGCACGCAUGAGGCAAGCAGUCGAUAUACAUUGCACCGUCUCUCGUCAAACCCCACAGCACCAUCAUCUUCAUCCUUUUCCCCGCUGGAUAACGCCCAGACAGUGGCUGAGCUCACAUUCCGCAACGUUUUAAACCUGAAGCAUACGUUUACGCUGGAGCUGAAAGGAGCUGGUAUCACAGGAGAGCUGGGCGACCGCUGGACGCUCAUGGUGGUUAUGACUUCCCUGGGUCUCCGCUGGCUGCGCCGGAAUGGCAGGACCAAGAAGGCGACUGUUGGAGCUGCGCAGAAAAUCCAUUCGAAACUUGCAGUGGAGCGUGGUGGUGCUGGACAGGAUGGCAUGGGUCCAGUCCCCUGA
Gaeumannomyces tritici R3-111a-1 is the source of this 615-nucleotide messenger RNA. RefSeq lists its product as hypothetical. The record is from RefSeq and is a predicted model, not a curated record. Lineage: Eukaryota; Fungi; Ascomycota; Sordariomycetes; Magnaporthales; Magnaporthaceae. The transcript is spliced from 2 exons. The coding region runs from base 1 to 615 and encodes 204 amino acids.